Molecule: messenger RNA, 1849 nt
Organism: Boleophthalmus pectinirostris (great blue-spotted mudskipper)
Lineage: Eukaryota; Metazoa; Chordata; Actinopteri; Gobiiformes; Gobiidae
Exons: 7
Coding region: 317-1114 (265 amino acids)
Source: RefSeq, a predicted model, not a curated record
CUUGGGCAUUUUGAAUUUGUAAAUGUAGUUUUGUGACAUUUCUUCCAAAUGUGUACAGUAUUAUUGGUGUGGUAUUGAAAUUUCAUUCAAAUAUACUGAUGAGGCCACUUUAGAAAGAUGAAGUCAUUGCUCUGUAGGUCCUGGUGGCGAAGACUUGUUUCCAUGGAGACGUAGUGAGUCGGUAGCGCUUUACGGCCGUGAUCUGAAAACCAGCGUUAAAGAAGCCGUACUAAUGAGCCUCUGAUCGGUGUAGCGUGUUGGCGUUUUGCUAUCGCCGUGAGAGUUUAUCUGGCCUAGCUUCAAUGGCAACUCCAACAUGAUGACAUUUCAGGUUAAAACGGCAGCGGUUCCUACAGCCAAGGUCUUGAUAGCUGCAGAGGGAGGCUCGAGUUGCAGCCUGCGCGGCCCGGAUGUGCCUCAGUAUCCCGCCGCCUUCAGGGAGCUCCGGACGAUGGGCGCAUCUGGAGGACAUGCAGCUGUCAGACACAACAUUCAGCUCAAGAGGUUUCCCGUCAUACAGCCUUUGAGCAAACCGAGAGAUCAAAAGUCCUUGUUCACUACAUUCAUUGUUGGAGGAUCUCCUCGAUUAGCCAAAGAUGACCCACCACAGGCCAACAGCAGUGAACAUGAGAGGAACAUCUGUGGAAGGCACUUUUUGUUUGAUACCCACUGUGUAAGGCCAGAGAGAACCAGAUCCAUGAUUCCUCCUUUGCCAAAAGAUUAUCACGUGCAUCGACCAGCCAACCUGCAUCCCCUCAGCCUGCCCAGGGGACUAACCCACAGCCACAAGAGUGGACCUUUUGUCCUUGAUUGCAAUGAACAGUUUGAAUUGACCACAAGUCCAGCCAUUCUUGUUCCUUCCACAUUUGUCCUCAAUGGCAGAAACACCUUCCCCGUGGGAAACUGCAAACUCAGCAGGUCAAAGGCAAAUUACCCAACCUACCACUUGCAGACUGUUAAGGAGACCCAAAAGAUCCAGACGUACGCAGACCCCGUGAUUGGUGCUCCUCAGUCUUUCCUGCAUCGUAUAUCAGAGCUGUCGUCUCUUCAGUGUGAGACUGUGCGACAGGAGAGGCUGAAGAAGAUGAAGAAGCCUCGCAAACCGGCCUCCUGACAAUCACCACUGCACCCGAGGGUCAACACGUCCAGUUCUGUGCCAAGGCUGUCUGAACUCAAUAAAACACCCAGAGUACCCUGCUCCUUUCAGUGGCUCGCUCUGACAGCUAUUCUGUCAUCUAUGAUCUUAGUUUUCUGUGUAACAUGGCUAAUCUUCACAUUCUGGGACUCUUGACACCCUCUGGUGGCAGUUGGACUGUACAACACAACACCUUACUGCAUGACAGUACAUUUAUUUUUAGGAAGCUUAAAUGCUCUUAUGUGAUAUUGCCAUAUUUCUGACUGUUUUAUUAAAAUGUUACAGAUAUGCAGCACAUGUUUAGCUUUUGAAAUGUAUAAACAAAUUCAUUUAAAUUUGCUGCGUCAGAUCAUAAUACCAGUGUCUGGCAUGUUUAGCAUAGCCAUUAUCGUGCCUUGGUAAAGGUCUUCCUGAAAUAAAAAAAAAGUACAUUUAUUUUUUAUUAAACAGUAGUGCCUGUAAUUUGUGUUCCUUUUUCCUUGUUUCAGUGACUAUGACCUAGAAAGCAGAGCCCUCCAGCCUGGCUGUGGCUCCUCUUCUGGAGGUUUUACUGUCCUUUUUAUUUGGAGUGAAACAAAAUGGCUCAGAACAAACAGUACACAAUUGUGUCUUUAACAGGCGCCGCACAGAGGCUGCCCACAAGCGUAUAUCAUUUCACCAGAACUCAGGUGAACUCGUCUGGAUGACCUUAGACGACACUUUGGUGCUUCUAUC